This is a messenger RNA of Erpetoichthys calabaricus (reedfish), 1136 nucleotides long. RefSeq names its product hypocretin (orexin) neuropeptide precursor (gene hcrt). The record is from RefSeq and is a predicted model, not a curated record. Gene Ontology annotation, biological process: neuropeptide signaling pathway; feeding behavior. The coding region runs from base 289 to 810 and encodes 173 amino acids. NCBI's taxonomy places the organism in Eukaryota, Metazoa, Chordata, Cladistia, Polypteriformes, Polypteridae. The transcript is spliced from 2 exons.
CCUCUAAUAAGAUCAGUCCUCGAGAUCAGUGAAUAGAAAAAGAAACCUCAUUGCGGAGAUGACAAUGGACCAGAGCUCCGGGAGAGUGCGGUCCUUCGGGGAGCCCGGGUGAUGACAGCAGAACGGACCUCAUUAAAUCAGUCUGGGACAAUCGCAGCCUUUUGUAUCGUCACUCGGGCACAUAGCAAAGGGGUCGCUUAGUUGUGUGGCAGAGAAUAUAAAAAGAAAAAGGGUCGCGGAGGAGAAGAGAGUGGAGAGCCAGUAGCGAGCUGCCCGCCAUCGAACGACAUGUCCGCCGGUAUGCUGACCACGGAGUCGCUGGGUGCCAAGAAACUCCACAGCUCCCUUCUGUUCCUGCUUCUCGCGAUCCUGCUCUGUAACUGCCAGCCCGUCCCCGACUGCUGCCGCCACAAGACCUGCUCCUGCCGAAUCUACGACCUCCUUCACGGCACAGGCAACCACGCCGUGGGCAUAUUGACUUUGGGCAAGAGGAAAACAUCUAGCCAGGCUUACCAGAGCCGGCUCUAUCAGCUCCUCCACGGCUCUGGGAACCACGCUGCGGGCAUCCUCACCAUGGGGAGACGGGAGGAAGAAGAGAGCCGAGAUGACAUCGGGAUGGAGGACAGAGAUCCGUACAUCACAUUCCCGUGGUUCCCAGAAUUAUCUGUCCAGGACAGCUCGGUUAGCGCCGACCCUACGCCGUGUGACCACCUUAGCCCCCAACUCGCCGAGCCACUUAACGCGGAACCCCCCGUGCAGGACCUUCUGCGGAGGUGCUUUGUGAAGAGGGGGGAGGCACAGAUGAACUGAGUGUGGUGGGGUCCAGUAUUGGUGUAGCAGGGGGAUUGGUAAUGCAUCUGUAAAAUGAACGCCCUUUCUAAGAGUAAUUUAAGAUAACGGCAGAUGAAUCGUUUUAUUUAAUAAUAAAAAGAAGUAUGUCGACAUUAUAUAUUUGCUAAUUUUUAAUGUGAUAUGUUAAUUAACUGACGGCCCCUUUCUGUCAAAUUUCAAAUAUUGCAGCUUUGUCCGGGGGUAGAGGGCGGAAAGGGGUGAGCAGGUGAAGCUGAGGGGAUACAGAAAGUUCUGGAAGCUCCGUCCACCAAAGAUAGCAAAGGAUUAAAGUGAACUGAAAACUA